AUGGGGCAGACCAAUGUAACCUCCUGGAGAGAUUUUGUCUUCCUUGGCUUCUCCAGUUUUGGGGAGUUGCAACUCCUGCUCUUUGCCUUGUUCCUCUCUUUGUAUCUCAUCACCCUGACCAGCAAUGUCUUCAUUAUCAUAGUCAUCAGGCUGGAUAGCCAUCUGCACACACCCAUGUACCUCUUCCUUUCCUGCCUGUCCUUCUCUGAGACCUGCUACACUUUGGGCAUCAUCCCUAGGAUGCUCUCUGGCUUAGCUAUGGGGGACCAGGCUAUCUCCUAUGUGGGCUGUGCUGCCCAGAUGUUCUUCUCUGCCUCAUGGGCCUGUACUAACUGCUUCCUUCUGGCUGCCAUGGGCUUUGACAGAUAUGUAGCCAUCUGUGCCCCACUGUACUAUGCCAGCCGCAUGAAUCCCACCCUCUGUGCCCAGCUAGUUGGCACCUCCUUCCUGAGUGGAUACUUCUUCGGACUGGGAAUGACACUGGUUAUUUUCCACCUCUCAUUCUGCAGCUCCCAUAAGAUCCAGCACUUUUUUUGUGACACGCCACCAGUGCUGAGCCUAGCCUGUGGGGAUACAGGCCUGAGUGAGCUGGGAAUCCUCAUCCUCAGUCUUCUGGUCCUCUUGGUCUCCUUCUUCUUCAUCACCAUCUCCUACGCCUACAUCUUGGUAGCAAUACUGAAGAUCCCCUCUGCUGAGGGGCAGAAGAAGGCCUUCUCCACUUGUGCCUCACACCUCACAGUGGUCAUUAUUCACUAUGGCUGUGCCUCCUUCAUGUACUUGAGGCCCAAAGCCAGCUACUUUCUUGAGAGAGAUCAACUUAUUGCCGUGACCUAUACUGUAGUGACCCCUCUCCUCAACCCCGUUGUUUAUAGUCUAAGGAAUAGGGCUGUACAGACAGCUCUGAGGAAUGUUUUCAGAGGGAGAUUGCUUGGUAAAGGAUGAAGGUUACCCCCAUAGGACACUUUCUUCCGAAGAAACCAAGCCAAAGGGUCAGAUAUUCAAGGCCUCAGGCCAAAGCUUUCUUACUGCCAAUCCUCUGGAAGAGCCUUAUCCUGCCUGCUACCCUUCCUUCCCGGCUUCCUGCUCUGCUCACUGUGCACAAGUCAAAAUGAGCCUCAAAUCUGAAUUUUAACUUUCAGCCUCCUAGAUGCCACCCCUAGUUACUGAAACCCAUUAAGAAUUAAAAAUUUAAUUAAGUUAAUUAAGAAUUUUUUUAAUUGAGCUGAACAAAAUGAGGGAAGUUUGGAGUGUUCAAGUUCAAGGCAGGGCUGCCAGGAGCCUAUCAGGGAUACUGCAGAGAUUUCUAAAAUCAUGACAUAAUUAGACUAUUUGACCUGUAAUGUUCUUCCAAGACUUGAAACCUGGUGAAUAUCAGCUUGACAGGUUAGGUUAAUGCUUUGGUAAAUGAAUAGGUGGAUUAUUCUUACGCCUACUGGGUGUCUUUCGUCUUUUUAUGUUUUUAUAUUUUUAAAAUUUCAACGUCUAUUUUAUACACAGUGGGGUCCAUGUGCUUAUAGGUUCAUCAUUGUGCUGUUGACAGUAGCAAAGACAUGGAAUCAUGUUUUUAUAUAGUUGUCCUCACUA
Molecule: messenger RNA, 1584 nt
Organism: Callithrix jacchus (white-tufted-ear marmoset)
Lineage: Eukaryota; Metazoa; Chordata; Mammalia; Primates; Cebidae
Gene: OR10Z1
Product: olfactory receptor family 10 subfamily Z member 1
Biological process (GO): G protein-coupled receptor signaling pathway
Cellular component (GO): membrane
Molecular function (GO): G protein-coupled receptor activity; olfactory receptor activity
Source: RefSeq, a predicted model, not a curated record